This is a messenger RNA of Mucor velutinosus, 1644 nucleotides long. RefSeq lists its product as uncharacterized. The transcript is spliced from 6 exons. Lineage: Eukaryota; Fungi; Mucoromycota; Mucoromycetes; Mucorales; Mucoraceae. The coding region runs from base 1 to 1644 and encodes 547 amino acids. The record is from RefSeq and is a predicted model, not a curated record.
AUGGCAGAGCUCCUUGUGUAUGCAUGUAAUUGCUCGAAUAUCAGGAUACACACAUCGACAAAGUAUUCGCUGGACAAGGUUGACGAAUACAAGCAAGAUCUCUUUGUAAAGGAGCCUUUUCCUGGCUGGGAAUACGAACUCGGAAUGGGUGGCAUUGUUAUUGAAUUCAAUACAUUCACUCGCUCAUCAUCCGUCGAUCCCAAAUGGACUACAGUUGAUUGCUUGAAUUGUAAUACGGGUCAUGUAUACUCCAUUGAGAACAACUCCAAUAACACAGCGACUGAUCGUGUGAUUGUACAUGAAAAUACAGUUUACGGCCGAGCAUUCGAGGAUCUGAAACAGCAAUCCAACUAUUCCAAAGCAUUCAACAUGAACCUCGACACUGCACAAGAUCAUCUGAUACCAAUGCCGGGUCCUGAGGAAGAUAUUCCUGAAAUUCUUGCUUCAACGCAGAAAAAGAUGCAAUCCAUCUUGGAUCAGUAUUUGGAGCAAUUGCGCAUAGAAUCCAAGGUGCGAAUCGAAGCGUUCAAGAAGCUAGAAGAAAAGAAAACUCAGGAUGCCAUCGCCCAAAUCAAACGAGAAAAUAGCCAACUAUGGUCCAGGUUGGUCAAAGUGAUGGAUUCUUCGGGCGAGGAAAAGGAAGAAACAAUCGUGUCUUCUUCUCUGCCAAAGACGCCUUCAUUGCCCGAGCAACAGCCAAAGGAGCCUCAAACAAAAGCAGCCAAUACAAAUAACCAUGUCAGAUUUGCAGAGGAAGUGGACAAUAACCAGCAAACCUCAUCACCCGUACCAUCAAUGAAGAGGUUCAGUUUCUCUUUGGAUGAAGCAGCUAUUCGUGGCCUCCAACACAAGGAUCUGGAUAACAAGAACUUGAACCUGCGUGUGGAACAACAGCACAGUAUUUAUGACAACGAGGAUGAAGAUAAAGACGACGAUGAGGAGGACAUGUUUAAUCUGGACGAGGAGUUCUCUGAUGAGGAGAAAGAAGGCGUGUAUGGAGAAGAGGAUGACGAUGAUAAGGACAGCAAGGACGACUUGGAUAACAAAGAGGAUACAGAUCAAGAGCAGACACAGACUUCCUCCAAGGACUUGCCGCUGUCUGCUUCCUUGAAAAAGUCAAUCUCAAAUAUAGACCAGCAAUUCUCCUGGAUAAAGAAGAAGAGAAACACAAACAAAUAUCUAGCGCAAGAUUUUGACAUCAAAGGCGAAUUUAGAAGAAACAACUCGAAUGAUCAUGAUGAGAGAGACUCAAAUAUUUCCAUGUUGGCCACCUCAAUGCCCAUCACUAUCCAUUAUCCCUCUUUGAAAAGCCAAGGCUCUGCCGAGAGUAGUCAGGACGAUACCGACAAAAGCCCAAAGAAAAGAGACAUUUUGGUGUCUAGUUUUGCAAACUACGAUUCCUCGUUUUCCGAUAGAAUGCUAUCUGAGCAGUUCCCGCCACCACCUAGAAGGAAAAGUGUGGCAUCUUCAGCGUUGAUUCGACCUCAAUUGGAUAGUUUGAUUGGCAAAUCAUUGGAUACCCGUGGCCUUUUGAAGAAGAAGGCCAACGAAGUAGAGCCCAAAGAGACGAGCGAUGAUGAAGAAUUCGAUGCAACUUUACCGCCUCAUGUCUGGGCUGCUUCGUAUGAACCUUCAGAUAUUUAA